This is a messenger RNA of Terrapene triunguis (Three-toed box turtle), 2188 nucleotides long. RefSeq names its product plastin-2. NCBI's taxonomy places the organism in Eukaryota, Metazoa, Chordata, Testudines, Emydidae. The record is from RefSeq and is a predicted model, not a curated record. The coding region runs from base 117 to 2030 and encodes 637 amino acids. Gene Ontology annotation, biological process: actin filament bundle assembly; actin filament network formation. Gene Ontology annotation, molecular function: calcium ion binding; actin filament binding. Gene Ontology annotation, cellular component: actin filament bundle; cytoplasm; actin filament. The transcript is spliced from 17 exons.
GGUUGACAAGUUGCACUUCGGAUCAGAAAGGAGGGUUUUCCUAGGCACACUCCAAGCUGCUUCUACUUAUUUUUUUACAGCUUUCAAACAAGACUUGUCAUUCAAAGAAGUAAAAAAUGGCAUCAACAGCACACAUCUCAGAGGAAGAGAUGACAGACUUAAGAGAAGCUUUCAAUAAAGUCGACAUUGAUGGAAAUGGUUUCAUAAGCAGUUCUGAAUUAACAGAGCUGUUCAAAGCAGCCAAUCUGCCUCUGCCAGGAUAUAAAGUCAGAGAAAUCACUCAGAAUUUGAUGGCCACGGGAGAUCAAAACAAUGAUGGCAAAAUCAGCUUUGAUGAAUUUAUUGCAGUUUUCCAGGGCCUGAAGAGCACAGAUGUCGCUAAAACCUUUCGAAAAGCAAUUAAUAAAAAGGAGGGGAUUUGUGCUAUCGGUGGAACUUCAGAACAGUCCAGUGUUGGAACCCAACAUUCUUAUUCGGAAGAAGAAAAGUACGCCUUUGUGAACUGGGUUAACAAAGCCCUAGAGAAUGAUCCUGAUUGCCAACAUGUGCUCCCAAUGAAUCCAGACACUGAUGACCUCUUCCAGGCGGUUGGUGAUGGCAUCGUGCUGUGUAAAAUGAUCAACUUUUCAGUGCCAGAUACAAUUGAUGAAAGAACAAUCAACAAAAAGAAGCUCACUCCAUUCACUAUACAGGAAAAUUUGAACCUUGCUUUGAACUCUGCCUCAGCCAUCGGGUGCCAUGUUGUUAACAUUGGGGCUGAAGACUUAAAAGAAGGGAAACCUUACCUGGUCUUGGGCCUCUUAUGGCAAGUUAUCAAAAUUGGCUUGUUUGCCGACAUUGAGCUCAGCAGAAAUGAAGCUCUGAUUGCCCUUCUGCGUGAAGGAGAGAGUCUAGAGGAUCUGAUGAAAUUAUCCCCAGAGGAACUGCUGCUGAGGUGGGCUAACUAUCACCUGGAGAACGCUGGAUGCAACAAAAUCAAUAACUUCAGCUCAGACAUCAAGCUGACUGACUUCUACAGCCUUAUAAAGGACUCCAAAGCUUAUUACCAUUUGCUGGACCAAGUUGCCCCAAAGGGAAAUGAAGAAGGUAUUCCAGCUAUUGCUAUUGACAUGACAGGAUUGAGGGAGAAGGAUGACAUCCAGAGGGCAGAGUGCAUGCUGCAGCAAGCAGAGAGAUUGGGCUGCCGGCAGUUUGUUACUGCCACAGAUGUAGUCCGUGGCAACCCCAAGUUAAACUUGGCUUUCAUUGCCAACCUAUUUAACAGAUAUCCUGCCCUCCAAAAACCAGAGAACCAGGACAUUGACUGGAGUUCUAUUGAAGGUGAAACAAGGGAAGAGAGGACAUUUAGGAACUGGAUGAACUCCUUGGGUGUUAGUCCCCGUGUCAAUCAUUUAUAUAGUGACCUGUCAGAUGCCAUGGUUAUCUUCCAGCUUUAUGAAAAGAUUAAAGUGCCGGUAGACUGGAGCAGAGUGAACAAACCACCAUACCCUAAGCUGGGUGGUAACAUGAAGAAGCUUGAAAACUGCAACUACGCAGUGGAUCUGGGAAAGAAUCAAGCCAAGUUUUCCCUCGUUGGAAUUGCUGGGCAGGAUCUCAAUGAAGGAAAUCGCACACUAACCCUGGCCUUGAUCUGGCAGUUAAUGAGAAGGUACACUCUGAGUAUCCUGGAAGAUAUUGGUGGUGGACAGAAGGUCAAUGACGACCUCAUUGUCAACUGGGUAAAUGAAACACUGACUGAAGCUGGAAAAAGUUCAGUCAUCAGUAGUUUCAAGGACAGCAAAAUCAGCACAAGCAUGCCAGUCCUGGAUCUCAUUGAUGCCAUUCAGCCAGGUUCCAUCAAAUACGACCUUCUGAAAACAGAGGACUUGAAUGAGGAAGAGAAACUUAAUAAUGCUAAAUAUGCCAUCUCCAUGGCAAGAAAAAUUGGAGCAAGAGUCUAUGCCCUUCCAGAAGACCUGGUUGAAGUAAAACCCAAAAUGGUCAUGACUGUGUUUGCUUGCCUUAUGGGAAAAGGAAUGAAGAAAGUUUAAGCCAUAAAAGACUGAUACUCAUGACUGGUAUAUGCCCCCUGACUCCCUCAGACCGGAUGUUCCUCAGACUCAGAUAUCAAGGAAAUAUGCAGUCUUGGUACUUUCCAAAGCAUGGAUGCUAGACAAGGUUCCAAAUCUUACAAAAGAUGACAUGCAUA